GGAAAGAAGGGAAGAUCUGAACCCGUCCCUACUGCGACAGGCAGCCGCUCCAGACUACUGUCCAGUUAAUAAGGUUAAAGGUCAGUGAAGAAAGUGGUCGCAGUGGACGGAGAUGAUGUCCAUGCAAAUGAAUGAAUCAGACAGUGUGGUGAAGGUGGCAGAGUGGCAGCAGACCUACUACUCCUCAGACUCUGGCAUCCAGUCAGGAGCCACCACAGUGCGGGAUGAUGAGAGCAGCACAGAGUACAGUGGCAGUAAGAAGUACACUGGCAGUACUACAACCAGUACUACCACUGCUCCUACAACUGCCUCUGCUGGAGGAGGAGGAGACACAGCAGCUGGUGGACUAGAGAGUCCCACAGAUUUAGACGCUCAGUACUCGCUAACGCGAGCUCAGCGCGUCAGGGCUGCGAUGUUCCCAGAGACCCUGGUGGAGGGGGAGGCAGCCAUGCCUGUCCAAUCAGAUCCUUCACAGCAGAGCAAUGUACAGAGACUGGCUGAGCCCUCCCAGCUGCUAAAGACAGCUAUCGUCCAUCUGAUAAACUACCAGGAUGAUGCUGAGCUAGCAACCAGAGCAGUGCCAGAACUCACCAAGCUGCUGGCAGAUGAGGAUCCGGUUGUGGUGAAUAAGGCGGCCAUGAUAGUCAACCAGCUGACCCGAAAGGAGGCAAGUCGGCGGGUGCUGGUGCAAUCUCCAACCUUGGUGGGUGCUGUGGUGCGCGCCAUGACAACAACAGUUGACAUGGAGACAGCCCGUUGCACAGCCAGCGUACUCCACAGCUUGUCACACCAGAGGGAGGGACUGCUGGCCAUAUUUAAGUCUGGAGGGAUACCAGCACUGGUCCGUAUGCUGAGUUCACCGGUGGAAUCAGUCUUAUUUUACGCUAUUACCACCCUCCACAACCUGCUGUUGCACCAAGAGGGGGCUAAGAUGGCAGUGCGUCUCGCCGAUGGCCUGCAGAGGAUGGUUCCCUUACUGAAAAAGAGCAAUCCCAAGUUCUUGGCCAUUACCACUGACUGUCUGCAGCUCCUGUCCUAUGGCAACCAGGAGAGCAAGCUCAUCAUCCUCGCUAAUGGAGGCCCAGAGGGUCUGGUGUUCAUCAUGAGGAACUACAACUAUGAGAAGCUGCUGUGGACCACGAGCCGCGUUCUCAAAGUGCUGUCUGUCUGUCCCAGCAACAAGCCAGCAAUAGUAGAGGCUGGUGGUAUGCAAGCUUUGGGCCAGCACCUUACAGGUUCAAGUCAGCGUCUGAUCCAGAAUUGUCUGUGGACACUACGCAACUUGUCAGACGCUGCAACCAAACAGGAGGGGUUAGAUGGUUUGCUGCAGAUACUAGUCACCCAGCUGGGCUCAGAUGACAUCAACAUGUUGACCUGUGCAACCGGCAUCCUGUCCAACCUCACCUGUAAUAACUCACGCAACAAGACUCUGGUGACUCAGUACGGAGGUGUGGAAGCGCUGAUCCAUGCUGUGCUUCGUGCUGGGGAGAAGGAGGAUGUUGCUGAGCCGGCGGUCUGCGCCCUGCGUCACCUCACCUCACGACACUCGGAUGCUGAGCUAGCCCAGAAUGCUGUGCGGCUGCACUACGGGAUCCCUGCUGUUGUCAAGCUGCUGGGGCAACCUCACUACUGGCCUGUAGUAAAGGCCACAGUUGGUCUGAUCCGGAACUUGGCACUGUGCCCGGCCAAUCAAGCGCCACUGAGGGAGGCAGGUGCUAUUCCACGAUUGGUCAACCUGCUGCUGAAGGCUCACCAGGACACGCAGAGACACGCCUCCUCCACGCAGCAGACAUAUCAGGAUGGUGUUCGUAUGGAGGAAAUAGUAGAAGGCUGCACAGGAGCACUUCACAUUCUGGCCAGAGACCCCAUAAACAGAGGAGAGAUCGCCAGCAUGCAGACCAUACCAUUGUUUGUACAGCUGUUGUACUCAUAUGUAGAGAAUGUGAAGCGAGUGUCUGCAGGUGUCCUGUGUGAGUUGGCCCUGGAUAAACAAUCUGCAGAGCUCAUUGAUGCAGAGGGAGCAUCAGCACCGCUCAUGGAACUGCUACACUCCAGCAACGAAGGAAUCGCCACCUAUGCCGCAGCAGUGCUGUUCCGAAUUUCAGAGGACAAGAGUUCAGACUACAGGAAGAGAGUGUCAGUGGAGCUAACGCACUCGCUUUUCAAACAUGACCCUGCUGCAUGGGAAAUGGCUCAUACUGCAGUCCCUCUGGAGCCCACAUACCUGGCUGAUGAGUUAGACACUUCUUACCCUCCCUAUGGCUACACUGAGCUGCCUCUGGAUACCCUGCCGCUAGACCCUGACCUCCAUGAGCCCUACAUCCCCGAUAUGACGUAUGACCCAAGACAGACCUACCCUGAACCUCUCUAACAGGAGAGAAAGAAAUGCUGGAAGAAAAAGAGAGAAUGAGCAAAUCACAGGAACAAAGACUGAAGGAACA
Toxotes jaculatrix (banded archerfish) is the source of this 2441-nucleotide messenger RNA. RefSeq names its product junction plakoglobin b (gene jupb). The record is from RefSeq and is a predicted model, not a curated record. Gene Ontology annotation, molecular function: cadherin binding; transcription coactivator activity; protein phosphatase binding. NCBI's taxonomy places the organism in Eukaryota, Metazoa, Chordata, Actinopteri, Toxotidae. Gene Ontology annotation, cellular component: catenin complex; adherens junction. Gene Ontology annotation, biological process: cell adhesion; positive regulation of transcription by RNA polymerase II. Bases 113 to 2371 code for a protein of 752 amino acids. The transcript has 17 exons.